GAGCGCGGAGGGGGCGCUGGCGAGCGAGGGGCGGGCACUGGCGGGGCCGCAUCCCCGGCGUGUGAGCAUACCGCGCCGGGAGGAGGGCUUCCUCGGCCGGGCCGGGGGAGGUUCAGACUAAGUUAGGCUUGGGGAGAGAGGAAGGGAGAGCGCUGCCGGAAGCGGCGGAGCGGCGGCGGCACUGGGAGCUCGGGGUGCCCGGCGGGCAGCAUGUAGCUGGGUGACAGCGCCCGGAGCGCAUCGCCUCCGCCGCCAACAGCCGUCUGCCUCGCCGCCGGCCCGGCGGGCGCUGAGAGGGCCGGCGCAGCGGGUCGCGGAGGCCUCUCCGGGGAGGCGGAGGGGGGCAGCAGCCGCGCCUCGCCUCUACUGUCCCCCACUCUCCCCUCUUCCCUCAGCGCCGUCUCCCGGCGCGGCCCUCCCUCAGCCACCCGCCCCUUGGCCGCUGCCGGGGGGCUGCGGCCGCCGCCGCUGACAUGGGGCUCCCCACGCUGGAGUUCAGCGACUCCUACAUGGACAGCCCGGAUUUCAGAGAACGCCUGAAGUGUCACGAGAUCGAGCUGGAGAGGACGAACAAGUUCAUCAAGGAGCUGAUUAAGGACGGCAGUCUCCUCAUCGGGGCCCUGCGAAAUUUAUCCAUGGCAGUACAAAAAUUUUCACAGUCUCUACAAGAUUUCCAGUUUGAGUGUAUUGGAGAUGCUGAAACUGAUGAUGAAAUUAAUAUUGCCCAGUCCCUGAAAGAGUUUGCUCGGCUCCUCAUUGCUGUUGAAGAGGAGAGGAGACGACUGAUCCAGAAUGCUAAUGAUGUGCUGAUAGCACCGCUGGAGAAAUUUCGCAAAGAGCAAAUAGGAGCAGCAAAAGAUGGGAAGAAGAAGUUUGACAAGGAAAGCGAGAAAUAUUAUUCCAUCCUAGAGAAGCACUUAAGUUUAUCAGCAAAGAAGAAAGAAUCUCAUUUGCAAGAUGCAGAUACACAAAUCGACAGAGAACAUCAAAACUUUUAUGAAGCAUCAUUAGAGUAUGUCUUUAAAAUUCAAGAAGUACAAGAGAAAAAGAAAUUUGAAUUUGUUGAACCUCUCUUGGCCUUUCUUCAGGGAUUAUUUACAUUUUACCAUGAAGGAUAUGAACUGGCUCAGGAGUUUGCACCAUACAAGCAGCAGCUGCAGUUCAAUUUGCAGAAUACCCGGAAUAACUUUGAAAGCACUAGGCAGGAAGUGGAGAGACUCAUGCAAAGAAUGAAAUCAGCCAACCAGGAUUACAGACCACCAAGUCAAUGGACAAUGGAAGGCUAUCUCUAUGUGCAGGAGAAAAGACCUCUUGGAUUUACGUGGGUGAAACAUUACUGCACUUAUGAUAAAGGAACAAAAACAUUUACAAUGAGUAUAGCUGAAACAAAAUCUGGUGGAAAAGUGAAUGGCCUUGUUACAAGCUCGCCAGAAAUAUUCAAGCUAAAAUCUUGCAUCAGAAGAAAGACAGAUUCAAUUGACAAACGUUUCUGUUUCGAUAUUGAAGUAUUUGAGAGACCUGGAAUCAUCACACUACAAGCUUUUUCAGAAUCCAACCGAAAACUUUGGCUGGAAGCUAUGGAUGGAAAGGAACCAAUCUACACACUGCCAGCCAUUAUUAGCAAGAAGGAAGAAAUGUUCUUAAAUGAAGCAGGUUUCAACUUUGUGAGGAAAUGUAUUCAUGCUGUAGAAACAAGAGGAAUUACAAUCCUGGGACUGUACAGAAUAGGUGGUGUAAACUCCAAGGUGCAAAAGCUGAUGAAUACUGUAUUUUCCCCUAAAUCUUCUCCUGAUAUGGAUAUUGAUAUGGAACUUUGGGACAAUAAAACAAUAACAAGUGGACUAAAAAACUACCUCAGGUGUCUUUCAGAACCGCUGAUGACUUUCAAGCUGCACAAAGAUUUCAUUGUUGCUGUCAAGUCAGAUGAUCAGAAUUACAGAGUUGAGGCAGUGCAUGCACUUGUGCAUAAGUUACCAGAGAAGAACAGAGAGAUGCUGGACAUCCUUAUCAAGCACUUGGUCAAGGUAUCGUUACACAGUCAGCAAAAUCUAAUGACUGUAUCCAACCUUGGUGUUAUCUUUGGACCAACUCUGAUGAGAGCCCAAGAAGAAACCGUGGCUGCUAUGAUGAACAUUAAGUUUCAGAAUAUCGUCGUUGAAAUUCUCAUAGAGCAUUAUGAAAAGAUAUUUCACACUGCACCAGACCCCAAUAUUCCUCUUCCCCAACCUCAGUCCCGAUCAGGUUCAAGAAGGACAAGAGCAAUUUGUCUCUCCACAGGUUCACGUAAACCAAAAGGAAGAUAUACACCAUGUCUAGCAGAUCCUGACAGUGACUCAUACAGCAGUAGUCCAGACAGCACUCCCAUGGGCAGCAUUGAAUCUCUCUCUUCUCACUCCUCUGAGCAGAACAGCACCAGCAAGUGUGUGCCCUCACAGCCCAGAGAGAAGUCAGGAGGGAUUCCAUGGAUUGCCUCGCCCCCUUCUUCUAAUGGCCAGAAGAGUUCGGGCCUGUGGACUACAAGUCCAGAAUCCUCAUCAAAGGAGGAUGCGACCAAAACAGAUGUGGAGUCAGACUGCCAAAGUGUAGCUUCUGUCACUGGACCAGAGAAUGCCUCUCCACCAACAGACCUGACCAAAAAGAGUUCUUACAGUCUGUCUGGGUUGAAAAGGUCUUCAGCUUCUUCCCUCAGAUCAAUUCCAUCAGCUGAAGGUAACAAAAGCUGCAGUGGAUCUAUACAGAGCUUAUCUUCAACAGAUAACAAAGAUACACCAAAGACUCUACCAAACCCUGAUUUGCCUCCCAAAAUGUGCAGGAGAUUAAGAUUAGAUACUGCAUCAAGUAAUGGCUAUCAAAGACCAGGAUCUGUAGUGGCUGCAAGAGCCCAGUUGUUUGAAAGUACUGGUUCAAUUAAACAGAUUUCUUCAGGACGACAAGCAAAAGCCAUGUAUUCUUGUAAGGCUGAGCAUAGUCACGAGCUGUCUUUCCCACAGGGAGCAAUAUUUUCCAAUGUAUAUCCAUCAGUGGAACCAGGCUGGUUAAAAGCAACUUAUGAAGGCAAAACAGGACUUGUACCUGAGAAUUAUGUUGUCUUCCUCUAGUAAUCUUUAGUGGACAGCAAUAUCUUCAUGGUAUCCAUGGUAACAAAUAGUAAGCACUGUGAUUUUUAUCUGACACAGAUAUGGGAUCAACCCAUUAGUAGAUUUCCUUCAGAGACUGCAGCUGCAGGUGAUGCAGCUCCCUAUCUAUCAACGGAACAGAAUGUAAUGAAACAGUUAACAGUUCCUGUGCUGAAGACGGUACUCUGUUUAAAUAACUUCCAUUGUUUGCAAAAGGUUGUUCUGUUCUUCUUUUAUGGGUAAGGAACACUACAGCAAUAAAAUCAAAAAGUUACCAUUUAGCUGCAGACCUUCAGGUCCUAGGGUUUGGCUCACAGAAGUGUGAAAUUUAGAAGCGAUGCACUCAAUAUUUCUUCCAAUCUAUAGUUUUUAAUAUAAAAAAAAAAAAUCUUUUUCAUAAUAUAAGUUAUAUUUCUGUUGUCAUCUGAAUACUCCCUUAGAAAAAUUGGUUCUAAUCAUUUCAAGUAAGAAAUGAGUUUUCCAUGAAUCAUAAGUUUGAACUCCUGUCAGUCACUGAGAUUACAGUAUGUUACCGAAUUUAUGUAACUGAUAAUGAAAUCAGUUUCUACACUGCCUGAGCAUCAAGCACUCAUUCAAAAGGUGCUGUCAUAGAAUCAUAGAAUGGUUUGAGUUGGAAGAGACCUUGAAGAUCAUCUACAUCUAACCCCUGUAUUGGCAGGAACACCUACCACUAGAACAGGUUGCUCAGAGUCCCAUCCAGUCUUGCCUUGAACACUUCCAGGGAGGGAGCAUCCACAACUUCUCUGGACAACUUCUUUGAGUGUCUAAUCACCUUUACACUAAAGACUUCCCUCCUAAUGUCUAACCUAAAUCUCCCCUCUUCCAGUUUUAAUCCAUUACCCCUCAUCCUCUCACUACAAGCCCUUGUAAAAAGUUCCUCCCCACCUUUCCUGUAGGCCCCCUUCAGGCACUGGAAGGCUGCUAUAAGGUCUCCCUGGAGCCUUCUCUUCUCCAGCCUGAACAUCCCCAACUCUCAGCCUGUUCGCAUAUCAGAGGUGCUCCAGCCCUUAAUCAGUUUCGUGGUCCUCCUCUGGACUUCCUCCAGGAGCUCAAUGCUCUUCUUAUGUUGGGGGCUCCAGAACUAGACACAGUACUCCAGGUGGGGUCUCACAAGAGCUGAGUAAAGGACCCUUGACCUGCUGGCCACUCACAUUGCUGGCUCAUGUUGAGCUUCUCAUCCACCAUCACUUCUUAAGUCCUUCUCCUUUGGACUGUUUUCGAUCCAUUCUCCACCCAGCCUGUAUCUGUGCUUGGGGUUGCCCUGACCCAGGCGCAGGACCUUGCACUUGGCGUUGACUGAACUUCAUGCAGGUUGCACAGGCCCACCUCUCAAGCCUGUCAAGGUCCCUCUAGAUGGCAUCCCUUCCCUCACUGUGUCAACCUCACCUCUCAGUUUGGUGUCAUCAGCAAACUUCCUGAGGGUGAACUCAGUGCCACUGUCCAUGUCACCAAUGAAGGUGUUAAACAGCACGUUUCAUUCAAAUACUUCUUAGAUGUAUUUCCUCCUUUCUGUAUCAGUAUAGAUACUAUCAAUAACUUUUAUUUCUGUGAUACCCAUCAUCAGGACAAGAUUCUUAGUGUAUCUCAGAACAACAUCUGUAGAAAACAAGGAAAUGCUGAACCUGGAAUGAUUGGAAGUAAUGUGAAACAAACAGUGAAAAACAGCAGUGUGUUAUGAAACCUGAGAUGAAUUGUAACUGAGUCGUUUUCCAACUUUUUUUCGUCGCAGAUAAUACAAAUGGCCUGUGAGGUAGCUGAUUUUAUAAGCUAUGAAUGCUGAAAUCUCCAUGUAGCAAUAGAAGUGUUUAGCAUUAGUUCUCCUGACAUCUUCUGAACUAUUUGACAAAGAUUUCUCCCCUUCCACAGAAUAAAAAGGCCUUAUUUUCAGAGAUUUGCUAAAGACCCAUUGAUUGUUCCUGCUAAGACUGAGGGAAAAAAAAACACAAAAAAACAACAAAACAAACCUCAGAACAACCCCAAACCAUACGAGCAUCUUUCUUGCACACCUUGAAGGAAAACUUGCACUGCUUGCUUGGCUACUUACCAUGCCCAAUUGAAAACCAAGCAAUUUAAGGUCCACAUUAAUGACCUUUCAACACUAACAGUGCUACAGAAAUAAUUCACUGUUUCAUAGACCUAUCUGGGCUUAGUUUCAUAGACCUGUCAAGGCUGAGUCCUCUCUUCAGUAAUAGGAAUCAAUAUAUAGAACGUGUGUUGUUUUCCAAGUUGUACAAUAUUUCCAGAAAGUUUAAGGAAGAACUUUUGUUAGAACUAGAAACAACAGUAAUCUUUGAAUUGCUUCUUUUUUCUUUCCAUAGCCUUUGUCUUGUUUAAAUUAGAAAACAAGAUUUAUUGUCAACAUAAAGGAGCACAUCAGAACCUUUUUACUUGUAUGUGUAGUGUGUGAUUUCUGCAGAGGAAUUCUGUGCUGGAAUUCAGGCUGGUGGCAAAAGCCUGCAGGAUUCUUCUUGCUAUUUGAAGUAUCAAGUAGUGACCAGGGAGGGAAAGAGGAUCUUACCAAAAUGUUCUAGCUUUUCAGAGGGGGAGUCUGGGUAAACCUGACUGCAGGCAGUUGAGGACAGACCCCUUGAGUUAGUGACUGAGUUCUUUCUUCACUCUAAUCAGUUGCAUUUACGUCCCAAAUCAUGCUUCACUCCACCUUAAGACCAGACUGUGUUCAGCACAUUGUGAUGAAGGGUUGUUCCAGACAUUGUCACAGGCAGUGAAAGCAGACACACAUGUGCUCGUCUAAUGUGCCCUGAGCAGAUGUGAAAGGAAGUGAAGGUCAUUUCUCAUCAGACUGAGCCUUUCUUAUUUCUAAGGCAAGCCAAGAUUUCUUAGUGUAAGCUAUGCCUGAAACUGUCACUGCCUUGAGAAGACCAACAUGGUUUGGUUGUGGUUUUGCUGUGUUUCACAAUCUAAGAAUUGAAGAAUGUUGAAAGAGUUACCUCUGGUGACCUUUCCCAGGAGUGCUGCUGCAGGCAAAAAGGAGCAAAAAGGGAGACAGAGCUUUGAGCAGAGGUUGAAGGCCCUGAACGUGUCUCACACAGGCAGAGAAAUGCAGUGGUCUGGGGAAGAAUAAAACCACUUCUUCUAUUUGUUGCACAGGGGUCAGUGGCAAAAGGACCUUUGUUGAAAAUCCUUUGAUGACCUCUUAUAUGCUUAAGAGGAAUUUGUGAAAUUCUUGAGCAAUGGUGAAACAGAAAAUGCUUGCUCUUGUUUCCUUUGCUUUAGCCUGAUUUUAAAAGAAGGGGGGAAAGGCUAAUCUUAGGUAAUCUCACAGCCUGUGUAUAUGGCUGGGUAUUCUCCAGCAUUGUGUUUUGAAACCAGCUGAAUGGUGUGCAAGCUAGAGGGCUCAAAAGAUGCUGCAUUCAUUUAAAACUUUGUUAAAACUUUGCAAAGUUCAGUUACAGAUCAUGUAAGUGAAAUUUUAAGUGCUGAGGGAAAGGUUGUAGAAAGACCUGGAGGAAUCCCUGUGGAGGAGAGGCCUUCUGUCUAUUCCCAUGCAUUCAUCUCACACGAGACACAAAAACAAAAUGCAGAAGACAACUUCAUAAGAAACUGGAUGCCUUUAAUUCUGCUGCUGACAAAACAAAUCUCUAUUUUCCUCUGUGAGUCUUGGCACUUUUUCAGGCCUUUCUUCUGAAUCAGCCAUGACAAUAACAUAAUUUUAAAGCAGCUUAGCUUUAAAAUGGCAAUUGCAUCUGAAAAAAGGUUAUGUCCAUUCUUAAUUACAGUUAAGCACCUGCUACCAGUGAAAUGAGUAGGGCUUGUCAUUUUUUUUAAUGUUUUGUUUUUUUCUGUUCCUCUCUUCUGUGAUAAGUAACAAGCAUUUUCUGUAUGAUCUCAGUGCUGGGUUGUGGAUGACCCAGCUCUUCCCUGGCUUUCCAGGAGGGAGUUCAUCUCUACAAUAAGCUGUACAAUGAACUGGAAAGUUAAGUAACUAGGUGUUGAAAGACUGAAAUGGGGGAGAAGACAGCACCAAAGCUUGUCAAAUUAUGAGACUCUCAGGCCAAAAACUCCUUCUGAUAAUUGUAAAGGAUCGGAAAUCCAUAUGACAUUUAAAUGAAGAUAUAUCAUUUUGAUAGUGCCUUACCAGAAAAUUAGGCAAGCUGAACUAAAUUAGUUCAUAGUAUUGAUUUUUUUUUUUUUUUUUUAUGAAAGUCAGAUUCCCUCUACAAGCAGACACUGUGCAGUUUUUGUAAUUAUUAUUAUCCUUCCUAAAAGGAUGCAGCAGGCUUUUCCCAAAUAUCACUGUAGAACUCAAGGUAGGUGACACAUUGUGAUUUUUGUUUGUCUCGUGGAAAUAAUGUCUGUACCCACAACUUAUGUAAUUAGCCAUGUUUUUUCUUUGUUAAACCUUUUCAUAAAUGUUGCAGCACAACAUGAAUCAAAUUAAUAGUGUGAAGGAUUGAUACAUUGUAUAAUAAAUAUGUAAAGUAUAGUAAUAUUUUAUAUUCACACUUUUUAUUAAUGAUGAUUAAGAUGAAAAAUAUUUUUGGUGUAAUUCCUAUGAAUUCAGUAUUAAAAAGUCCUUGCUUUAUUUUGGCAUUUAGAGUUCUAUCACACAAAACUCUUAAAUUAAGGCAUAGUUAUCACUUAUGUCCCAAACUAAUCUGUAAAGUUCAUUGUUUGAUUAUUUCUAGAAAAAAGUCAUGCAGAGAAUUACUGACCAGCACUAUUCUGUGAUAGUAAUAGUAAAUUAUUUUCCUUUUAUAUAUUGUCUGGUGCUAAUCUCUAUUCUUUGCCUGUAAUUGGAUUGAAUUGUAACGUGCCUUUAGGAAAGCAAUGGUGGGAGAGGAAAAGUUGCAAAAUUCAGCAGCUGAGAACAAUAAUUACAUUAAAAAAAAUAUAUGGUUAUAUUUCUCCACUGGCCUAUUUUCUACUUAAUUAGAUUGCAUCAGAAUAAAUAAACUACAAAGCAUA
This is a messenger RNA of Apus apus (common swift), 8063 nucleotides long. RefSeq names its product Rho GTPase activating protein 42 (gene ARHGAP42). Gene Ontology annotation, molecular function: GTPase activator activity; protein binding. Gene Ontology annotation, biological process: signal transduction. The transcript is spliced from 24 exons. Lineage: Eukaryota; Metazoa; Chordata; Aves; Apodiformes; Apodidae. The record is from RefSeq and is a predicted model, not a curated record. Gene Ontology annotation, cellular component: cytoplasm. Bases 474 to 3098 code for a protein of 874 amino acids.